Messenger RNA from Aspergillus puulaauensis, 1629 nucleotides. RefSeq names its product myo-inositol transporter. Bases 1 to 1629 code for a protein of 542 amino acids. The transcript has 2 exons. Gene Ontology annotation, cellular component: membrane. Gene Ontology annotation, molecular function: myo-inositol:proton symporter activity. NCBI's taxonomy places the organism in Eukaryota, Fungi, Ascomycota, Eurotiomycetes, Eurotiales, Aspergillaceae. The record is from RefSeq and is a predicted model, not a curated record. Gene Ontology annotation, biological process: transmembrane transport.
AUGGCGAACGACGACUUUGAGCAGAGGGAGAGCAUCGACGAUAUGGACUUGAAGGCAGGCGACCAUAUCGAGUCCGUCGACAAGGCGGCCGCUGUCGAAGCCACAGUCGCUGCCGACGUUGAUGACAUCCCUAUCAGCCCUUACGUCUGGAUGGUGGCCCUGUCUGCCUCGAUUGCUGGUAUGCUCUUCGGGUAUGAUACCGGUAUCAUUUCGGCUGUCCUAGUCUAUAUCAAAGAUUCCCUUGGGGGUCGCCACCUUACAAGCUCCGAAAAAGAGCUUAUCACAUCUCUCUGCUCUGGUGGUGCCUUUUUUGGUGCUAUUUUUGCCGGAAACACCGCCGAUAGGUGGGGUCGUAAAACCGCAAUCUACCUAGGUAGCAUCCUUUUUGUAAUUGGUGCAGUUCUCCAGGGCGCUGCAUACACGAUUGCACAGAUGGCCGUAGGCCGCGUCAUUGUUGGAUUCGGUGUGGGAUCGGCCGCAAUGAUUGUGCCUCUUUACGUCGCAGAAAUCGCCCCGUCCAAGGCCCGCGGACGCCUUAUCGGCUUGAACAAUGUGUCGAUUACUGGAGGCCAGGUCAUCGCUUAUGCCAUCGGUGCUGCCUUUGCUAGUGUUCCGCAUGGAUGGCGGGUUAUGGUCGGCCUCGGUGGCUUGCCUCCCAUUAUCAUGGCUUGUCUGAUGCCGUUCUGCCCCGAGUCUCCUCGCCAUCUUGUUUAUAAAGGUCGAAUCGAGGAGGCUCGUGUGGUCCUGCGCAAACUCUAUAAGGGUGCUACCGAUGUUCAAAUUGACGCCGUGCUUGCCUCUAUCCAGGCUGGGUGUGAGGAAGCUCGCGCCAUUAGCGGAGAUGAGGGAGGUUGGGCGAAGAUCGUACGGAUGCAUACUGUCCCCAGCAACUUCCGAGCCCUGCUCUGUGCGUGCGGCUUGAUGGUCCUUUCACAAAUCUCUGGAUUCAACACCCUGAUGUACUACUCUUCCACCAUCUUUUCCCUGGUCGGUUUCACCAGCCCGACAGCUGUCGGUCUCGUCGUUGCAGGAACCAAUUUCAUAAUGACGUUUGUCAACAUGGUUCUGGUUGAUCGUCUUGGCCGUCGACGCCUGCUUCUAGCCACUGUCUGGGGAAUGUCUGCGGGCUUGAUCGCUGUUUCAGUGGCCUUCAGCUUCAUCCAUGUCGAUGUUAAUGCGACUGACAUCGCACCCCAAACAGUUACUACUCCCGCGAUUGUGGUAUUGGUAUUUAUCAUCUGGUUCGUGAUUUUCUACGGCGUAUCUGUCGGCAACACGGCAUGGAUGAGUGCAGACUUCUUCCCUCUGGAAGUGCGAGCCAUGGGAACUAUGUGGAUGACUUGUUCGUCCUGGGCGAGCAACGUCAUUGUUUCCAGCACUUUCCUGUCAAUGACCAACGCCAUGACAAUGGCUGGUACGUUUGGUUUCUACGCGGGAAUCUGCGGUGUUAGUUAUGUUUUGAUCUAUUUCUUCUACCCAGAAGUCUCGGGGCUGGUCUUGGAGGAGAUCAAGGAGGUCUUUGAACACGGAUUCGGCGUGAGAUAUGCCAGGAACCUCAGGAAAGAGCGGAAGCAAGUUAUCGAAGAAAGACUGAGGGCUAAGGAGGAGUCCAAACCCGCUGCUCACUGA